UGAAUAAAAUAAUUUAAUGGAACUAAAAUUCUUUGAAAUUUUGUAAAGACACUUGUUGCAAAUUAUGUUGGCUGCAAAAGCAUCGAUGCUUGGCAUGUUACAGAUACAAAUAUCGAUAAUUCGAUAGAUAGCAGAGAUGUUUCUGCAGCUCUAGCGAAUAUACCGAUAAAGGCAGCCGCUUCUGCGCCGUAGGAUACUUUUUUACCUACUCUCCAAAGCCAUAAUGGACAGAUUAAAGAAACCUCUACCUGUAUCCUAGGAACAUGUUAUAAACUCACAGGAAAAUUGUAAUUCCCGGAAGAUAAGUUUCCGGCAAACACAGUAUCAUUAAACUGCGAAAAUCUCAUUUGAAAUCAUGACGCUGAACGAGAGCGACGCUCACAAGCAACUUGAAUUAACGCGCAACUUUCUAGAGUUGUCACGGAAUGCGGACACCUGUGCCGCCUUACGCAGCUCCGACUGCAUCCAACUACUAGUGAAAAUACUGCAUGCCAAUGACGACGCAGCCGCUACUGGAGGUGGGGCAGCGGCACGGAAGAACGCUAGCCAAGCACUGCACAACAUUGUGCAUGACAAUCCGCGGGAGGUGAAGGUGUUGCGCCUGUUGGAUCAAAUACACGACUACAGUUGCAAUUUUCUGCGCACGCAGCUGCAGAGUGGCGGCGAAUCCAUUGCCGACGAUGAGGAACGUCAUCCGUUGGCCGCCAUGAAGCUGUUGAUGAAGGCCAGCUUCGAUGAAGAGCAUCGCCAAACUAUGUGUGAGCUGGGCGCCCUUAAGGCCAUACCCAACCUGGUGCAUCUCGACCAUGCAGUCCAUGGACCGGCAACAGGACGUGAGCAAUGUAAUUUACUGCGUCGCUAUGCGCUGAUGACACUGACAAAUCUCACGUGUGGUGAGGAGAACAACAAGUCGCUGUUGUGUGGGCAAAAACAGUUUAUGGAAGCACUAGUCGCUCAACUGGACUCAAACGCCACGGACCUGGAUGAUCUGCUGCAAGCCACCGCCAGCGUUUUGCGCAAUCUUUCGUGGCGUGCGGACAAACAUCUGAAGACCAUCUUCAAUGAACUGGGUACGGUGACAUCGUUGGCCCUGGCUGCCAUGCAGAACAAGAGCGAAAAUACACUGAAGGCCAUACUGUCGGCGUUGUGGAAUCUAUCUGCGCACUGCAGCACCAACAAGGCGGAGUUUUGUGCCGUCGACGGUGCUUUGGCGUUUCUGGUGCAGAUGCUUAGCUACGAGGGACCCAGCAAAACACUUAAGAUUGUCGAGAAUGCUGGUGGCAUAUUACGUAAUGUGUCGAGUCACAUUGCGGUGUGUGAAUCGUAUCGACAGAUCUUGCGACAACACAAUUGUUUGGCCAUUCUGCUGCAGCAACUCAAGUCCAAUAAUCAGACGGUUGUCAGCAAUUCCUGCGGUACACUCUGGAAUCUGUCGGCCCGCUGUCCCGUGGAUCAGCAAUUCCUCAUCGAGCACAAUGCCAUACCACUACUGCGAGCGCUGAUCGCAUCCAAGAACACAAUGAUAGCUGAGGGCAGCGCUUCUGCCUUGAAGAACUUGAUCAAUUAUCGCGCAGCCUUGGAAUUGUCGUCACUGAACGAGUUGCCAGCCAAGAAUGGUCAUGCAGACACGCUGCCACGUCGCUACAGUUCCAUGCGCCUGAGCAGCAACCCGACAGGCUCGCUCAAGAAGGUGCGUGCCUCUAACGGAGGCAGCAACAACAGCAAUGGCAGCAACACUUUGCCACGUAAAUGUGAAAGCCGUGAAUCAAUUUAUUCCGGUAAAUCGGACUCCACUAAGUCGGACAGUGCCUUCGAGCAUCGCAAACUAAGCAAAACGAAUGCAUACGAACCGCCAGCUGAAGAGCAACCCAUUGACUAUUCUAUGAAGUAUAGCUACAGCGAGCAUAAGACUUCAAAGCCCAGCUUUGAGAACUCCAUCGAUCUGGAUCAGCCAACGGAUUUCAGUGUGCGCUACAAGGAAAGACGUUCAGCUCAAGCAGUGCCACAGCCACCAGCAACAGCAACUGAGACGCGCGACAGCAAUGAAAUUCUGCUCAUCUUGGAUGAAACAGGUAGCACAGCAUCAACAGCGGCGCAACCCUUGGCCAAAUCAGCAUCUGUUUGCGAUUUGAGCAGUGAUCAAGUGCAGCGACCCAAAACGCUCAAUUUGCGCUCCACAGCUCUUGAGAAUUUGGCCACAGAGAAGUCCAGCGACUGCAUAGACACUCCCGAGCCUGAGCCGGGCGAGCGACCCAUCAACUAUUGCGAAGAGGGUACACCAGGCUGCUUCAGUCGUUUUGAUUCGCUCAGUAGCUUAACAGAAGUCGGCACAGUCAAGCAGGAGAAGCAAACGACGGUGCCAAAGACACCCGAGGCACUGACGCCAACAGCGGAGCCUAUUCCGACAACUAGCGACAACAGCAAUGCCAACAACAGCAACAACAAUAAUAACAAUACCAACUGUGCCAAUCAAGUCAUUUACUCAGCCAUGCAAACGCCACUCAUGUUCUCCAGACGCAGUUCCAUGGAUUCUCUGGUGAAUGAUGAGACUAUCGCCUGUGAUGAUAAUGCCUCUGUAAUUAGCGAUUACAGUCGCAUGCAAAGCGGCGUCAUUUCACCCUCCGAGCUGCCAGAUUCACCCACACAGAGCAUGCCUCAGUCGCCGCAUCGCGAUCGCAAGCUCAAUUCCCAACAGCAACAACAAGAGAUGCCUCUAAGGAAUGAUCACAAUGGCAAUGAUGAUGCGCGCAAUUAUUGUACCGAAGAUACGCCAGCGUUGCUCUCAAAGGCAGGCAGCAAUAGUAAUCUGUCGGUGCUAUCGAUAGCAUCCACGGCAAAUGAUUACAAUGCCAAUGACCAAAUGCCGCGACCGCUGCCGCAGGGACUUGAUCCAGCAUUGCAAGUAAACGAGGAUCCCAUUACCAAGAUGCGUUGCGGUGGUUUGCCCAACUAUCUACCUGUGACGGAUGAAAUGAACAAGUAUUAUGUCGAGGACAGUCCCUGCAAUUUCUCUGUCAUCUCGGAACUAUCGAAUUUGACGGUUGGGUCGGCACAAGUGGGUCCCAUGCGCUUGCCCAUGAAGCCGCCGCAGCUGCUACCACGCAAUGCGGAAUCUGCGCCUAAGUUGCCUCCAAGACGUAGUGCCAUUCAAGUAGAGAACGAACCGCGUUUGCCAAAGCGCAGUGAUUCACUUAGCUCAUUAUCAAUGGACUCCGAUGAUGACUGCAAUCUGCUGAGUCAGGCGAUUGCUGCGGGAAGCUGCAGACCGCAACCAAGUGGCGCCAGCACUAGCUCAAGUCAAACCGCAAAAACGCUGCCCAAGCCGGCAAAUGGCCAUAGACGACAGACGAUCGAUGGUGGCGCUAAGACUGAUUACAGCUCCGAUGAUUCCCUUGACGACGGUCAGUCGAAAUCAUUGUUUGAGCAGUGCAUCUUAAGUGGCAUGCACAAGUCCAACGAUACGCUAGAGAGCGGUGAACGAUCGAAUGAACCGUCUAACGAUCGUUUUGUCAGCAAUCAGGUGCGUCAAAUCGAAUCCAUGUUAGCCACAGUUCGCCUACCGGCUGCACGCUCAUCCUCAGCCAGUCGCCAGCAACAGCGACAGCAUCACCAUUGGGUUUAAACUAAAUUAAGAACGAACCAUUUUGACAA
Messenger RNA from Drosophila albomicans, 3651 nucleotides. It is a transcript of the gene Apc2, whose product is annotated as adenomatous polyposis coli homolog. The record is from RefSeq and is a predicted model, not a curated record. The coding region runs from base 356 to 3622 and encodes 1088 amino acids. NCBI's taxonomy places the organism in Eukaryota, Metazoa, Arthropoda, Insecta, Diptera, Drosophilidae. The transcript has a single exon. Gene Ontology annotation, molecular function: beta-catenin binding; gamma-catenin binding; microtubule binding. Gene Ontology annotation, cellular component: catenin complex; cytoplasmic microtubule; beta-catenin destruction complex. Gene Ontology annotation, biological process: pattern specification process; Wnt signaling pathway; cell fate specification.